Molecule: messenger RNA, 2103 nt
Organism: Triplophysa dalaica
Lineage: Eukaryota; Metazoa; Chordata; Actinopteri; Cypriniformes; Nemacheilidae
Product: protein mono-ADP-ribosyltransferase PARP11-like
Exons: 8
Coding region: 348-1367 (339 amino acids)
Molecular function (GO): NAD+ poly-ADP-ribosyltransferase activity
Source: RefSeq, a predicted model, not a curated record
ACGGACUUUCCGCAGAGUUCUGUUUGCUGCGGCGAACUAGUGAAACGAAUUGUCGUUUGGACCAGAUUUGGGUCGAAAUCAGGUCACAGACGGUCGUUUUUUGAUUUCGAAUGUAGUAUGCUGAGCCCUUAAGAAUCAAGGACCCGUGACGUCAUGUCUGACAAAGGCGGAAGUGAAGAGAACGAUAACAACAUCCGGAGAAUCGGAGAUACAUAGGAAACGAAACGAAAGAUUAUUAAAUGAAAGCAUGAUUUCAUGUUUAUAGCAAAAUGCAGCUUGGUUUAUACCGGUGAGGACUUACAUUCUUUGAACACGUAACGCCAAGGAGAAUCAAAUAUUUAGAAAGGAUGCACUGUGUGGCUACUGACAAACAUCUGGAGAGCCCAGGGGUCUGCUUGAGGCCCCACAAUGAAGAGUCAUGUGACGAGGAGAUGGACACACAUGAGGCCAAAUGGAACUGGUUUUACCUUGCUGAAUGUGGCGUUUGGCAUAUGUUUGAAGAAGUUCCAAGCACAGGUUGUUCUAUCACCACUGAGCAAAUUGAGCAAAACUACUUGAAAAAUCUGACUGGUUCAAUGGACUUCUACACUGCAAAAUAUACCUAUAAGUUAGACUUUUCCACUAUGAAACAAGUAAAUGUGACAACUGGAAAAGAGAGGCCCAUCAAAAGAGCCUUAAGUUCAGCUACUGAUUUUAGAUUCAUCUGUGAUAACUUUGCCCUCCCUGUUCCGAGUCACUGGGAAAGGGUUAAUACAGCUGAGCCCUAUCAGCUAAUUGCUUUAAACAGAGACACAUUCGAGUAUAAAGAAGUGGCCAGGUUAUAUGAGAGAACCAUGAGUCAGCCCAUCAGAUCCAUUCAGAGAAUACAGAACCUGGACCUGUGGGAGUUUUUCUGCAGGAAGAAGGCCCAGCUGAGAAAGGUCAAGCGUGUCGUAGACAUUGAAGAAAAGAUGCUUUUUCACGGAACAGGCCACAGCAAUGUACAGGCCAUAUGUACAUACAACUUUGAUUGGCGUCUCACUGGAAGCAAUGGUGAUGUCUAUGGCAAAGGAAGCUAUUUUGCUCGUGACGCAAAGUAUUCAAGCAAGUUUUGCCAUUCGACUAGCAAGCAUAAUUUCAUACUACAAAGACAUGGUCUAGCACCCCCCAUUUUCCAGAAUGAGCCACCGUACAGGUGUAUGUUGCUGGCAAGGGUUCUAGUCGGGGAACAUACAUUGGGUCACCCUCUGUACUGCAGACCGCCUUCUAAGGACACGAGUAUUGCCAACUUCUUUGACAGCUGUGUGGAUGACAUGAUGAACCCCAAGAUCUUUGUCAUAUUUGACAGCAACCAGAUCUAUCCAGAGUACCUUAUUGAAUUUUACUGAAGAUAACAAGCACCAAAAAAACCCUGAUAUACUUUUUUCCAUUCUAAUAAACUUGGACACUAAUUUUCUCACAGCGGAGUUGGAAAAGUAACCGAUUCUUUGAAAGUGCCUUUGGGGGCCUAGAUGACAUGUAUAAAAUGUAUAUAUGUAAAUGUGGACAAAAAAUCAAUAGGCACCAUUUCUUGUUGCUUUGAUGGUCAGUUUUUGCAUCCCAUCAAGCCAUUUAUUGUUAUUAAUGCAGAUGUUAACACAGCAAGGUAUUUGUUAAUUUGAAUUAGUUUAUAAAACACUGAAAAUCAUAUUUUUUAAAAACAGUUGAUUCAUUUUAAUAGUGUUCUUUUUUAUUCAUUUGUAUAUCUUAAUAUUCAGGGAGUUAGGCAGAGUUUGGAUAACAACUUUGAAAGAUUAACUGCAUGAAAGAUGCCAUCCCAUUAAUUUUCUUUCUCUUUGAAUGUAAAAGAGUCCUGCCUUGGGGAAACUCAAGUGCUGUGUGAAAUACUAUGGUAUUAUGAAAAAACCUGUUUGUAGACAUUUAUCUUCAGUGAUUUCAUGGAUAUCGGAUACCCAAGCAAUGUUCUUUCAUCUGCAUAUGUAACUUUUUUGUUGUAGUUACGGUUUUUCAUAAUCUACCUCAUGAUAUGUAUAUAAGCUCCAGGAUACUGUAUGUCCAACAAAAGAAAGUUGUGUUUAUGGCCAGUUGUCAAAAAAACAUGCAAUAAAUGUAACUAAAAGUGCA